AUGAAAGUCUUGGUGAUUUUGGCGGUUUGCGGUCUGGCAGUCGCUGCCGUGCCCAUUCCAGAAGAGAAUCGCAUAAACGGAGAGAAUGGUUGGUAUGUGCCACAGGCUAAUGGCUCUUUCAUUUGGGUCUCAAUCGAAGAGGGUGAACAAAUGCUAGAUGAAUUAGAGAAGCAGGAAGCAGUACAGAGUCGCCUGUUACCCGUGCCAGUAACUUUCUACUUGUACACAAACAGAAAUCCGUCAAAAGGACAAAAGAUUACAGAAACCUUCAAGUCGAUUUCCGAAUCCGAAUUCGACGCUAGCAAUCCAACGAGAUUCGUUAUUCACGGUUGGAUUCAGAGCUACACCGCUGACAUGAAUAAAGAUAUCUGCGCAGCUUGGUUGGCAAGUGGAAAAUACAAUGUGAUCAUUGUAGAUUGGGCACGCGCACGUUCUGUCGACUAUGCCACCUCUGUUGCUGCUGUAGCAAAGACUGGAGAAAAGGUGGCCAGCAUGAUCAACUAUUUGGUCGAGAGCUUUGCGAUGAGUUUGGUGGAAACAGUUGUGAUCGGCCACAGUUUGGGUGCUCAUGUAGCCGGUUAUGCUGGUAAGAAUACUAAGAAGGGCUUGCUGCACACUAUAGUCGGUUUGGAUCCCGCUUUACCACUCUUCAGUUACAACAAACCCAAAAAACGUUUGAGUGCCAAUGAUGCUCAUUAUGUCGAAUCCAUUCAGACCAACGGCGGUACUUUGGGUUUCCUUAAACCAAUCGGUAAGGGCGCUUUCUACCCAAACGGUGGUAAGAGCCAACCUGGUUGUCCUUUAGAUGUAACUGGUGCCUGCAGUCAUCAAUGCUCCUGUUCUUACUACGCUGAAGCGGUAGCUCGUGACAACUUCUCCAGUAUGCGUUGUGAUGACUAUAAGAAAGCGGUGAACAAUAAAUGCGAUAGCUUUUACAGUGGUGUGAAAAUGGGUACAGUGACGAAUGCUUAUGUGGUGACUGGUGAAUAUUAUGUACCUGUGCAUAGUUCUACGCCUUUUGGUUUCGAUGGUGCCUAA
Molecule: messenger RNA, 1038 nt
Organism: Bactrocera tryoni
Lineage: Eukaryota; Metazoa; Arthropoda; Insecta; Diptera; Tephritidae
Product: pancreatic triacylglycerol lipase-like
Exons: 3
Coding region: 1-1038 (345 amino acids)
Biological process (GO): lipid metabolic process
Molecular function (GO): lipase activity
Source: RefSeq, a predicted model, not a curated record